This is a messenger RNA of Racocetra persica, 533 nucleotides long. The record is from the annotation of a GenBank genome assembly. Lineage: Eukaryota; Fungi; Glomeromycota; Glomeromycetes; Diversisporales; Gigasporaceae.
ACAUCUUGAGCUUGGUGAUUGCUUGAUUGGUAAUGAAGCUAUCGAGAAGAUAGCCAGCAACUGUACUAAUUUGAAAUAUCUUAGUUUGAAGGGGUGUAGAAGGAUUAGUAAUGAAGUGCUGAAAAAACUCAAUCCAAAAAUUAAAAUCGAACAUCCAGAUUAUUCCGAUGUUGAAUUCUCCGAUUCUGAUUUACCUUCACUUAUUCCAAUCUUUACCAGUAGACAAAAUGGGAUAGCUAUAACCAGAUCCUUUAGAGACUACUAUUUGAGUCAUAUAUCAGAUGAAACAGAUCUUAUUUCUGCAAUUGUUAAUUAUCUCAGAGAGAAUUCUCCAACGCGAGGGAAAAUCCCAGUAAAAGCAUUAAUUGAUACAUCAUCAAAGGAUGUAAUAGGUGAAAUAAAAUGUUUAGAUUUGCAAUUUUUCUAUAAAGGAAAGUGGCGAAGUUUAGAUGAUACCGAAAUGCGUAAAGCAAAAAUUAGCUUUGGAGAUUCUCCCAAAACCUAUGACAGCUAUGCUAGAAUUGUAAUAGAUG